UCGGUGUCGGAGACUAAUAAAAACGGGCUUUACAAGUCGAAUCUGGAUGGAGCUACUGAGAAAUCAGAGAAGAAACAUAAGGCAACACAAGCUGAUGUGAGUGCAAAGAGAUCGAGAAUCUUGCUAAAAAUUCCUCGCGAGAAUGAAUCGGAGGAAAAUCAGCAAGAAAGCUCACAAAAGAUCGGCAAUAAUCUCGAUGAGAAUGGUGAUGAUAACGAUGAGGAAGGUAAAAUUAAUAAUAAUGAAGAAGAACCCAAGACAUGGAAUUUGAGACCCCGAAAACCAAUCUGCAAGUCUCUUAAUGGAGCGGCUGGAAAGAUUAAUGGGUCGUCAGUGCAAGAUAAGAAAGUUCAUUCACCGCAGAGGAAUUCAAGUAAUAGAUUGGUGGAGAAUGAGGCAAAUGGUGAUGGUCUUCAAAAGAAGGAGAAGAGGAAGCUGAACAUUUUGAUUGCACUGUCAAAAGAGGAGAUCGAGGAAGAUGUUUUCAAUUUGACCGGUUCAAAGCCUACGAGGAGGCCUAAGAAGAGAGCGAAAAACAUCCAGAAACAUCUCGAUUCUCUGUUUCCUGGAUUGUGGUUGACCUCAAUAACUCCUGAUUCAUACAAGGUAUCUGAAACAUAUCUGAAGGGAUAGAUGCUAUAAAGAAUAGAUGAUUAUGUCCUGAAAAAGUCCUUCCGGAAGUUUUAAGGCCGAAUUUUCUGAUGACAUUUGAAGGUAUUAUCUGCAAUAACUUGUAAAGGUGAAGGAAGAAUAAGCUAUUUUAGCUUUUUUGUACCCUUUUCUGAUGUUUCAUGCUCAUUUCAGAGAAUUGGGCCUAGAACUUUAGUUCUUUGAUAUAUUAGCAAUGGCAGAUGUAAAUAUGAAUUUGAUGAUUAUAAGAGUUAAGUUUUCGAUAGAGUGGUAUUUGUUUUUUAUAAUUGAUUUUUUCCUUGCUUGCCAAUACCGGAAAACGAUGUUUGAGAA
Molecule: messenger RNA, 963 nt
Organism: Olea europaea var. sylvestris
Lineage: Eukaryota; Viridiplantae; Streptophyta; Magnoliopsida; Lamiales; Oleaceae
Exons: 3
Source: RefSeq, a predicted model, not a curated record